This is a messenger RNA of Vicia faba (fava bean), 2094 nucleotides long. The record is from the annotation of a GenBank genome assembly. Lineage: Eukaryota; Viridiplantae; Streptophyta; Magnoliopsida; Fabales; Fabaceae.
AUGAUUCAAAGAAAGGUUUGCGGUGAGCUUGGUAUCCAAGCUGAUCGUGUCAAUUUUGACAAAGGCACAACAAACAUGAAGGUAGAUUAUUCUAAGCACCAAGAUGGUAAGGGCAGAGGAACCUAUGGGAUGAAGAAAAUAAAAAAGUCGAGUUUAAUUAAGCUUUUGGAUAUGGAGGCACUUGAAUCACCACCUCCGAGGAAGAGUUUAUCUCAAUCAAAAAAGAUGUUACCUCUUCAUGUUCCAACCACUGCAGCAACUGCACAAAAGCAUAAGCCUUUGCUGAGAAAGUCACCCAAUUACAUGAAGCCUACCAGCAGUUCAGAAGCAAAAAAGGAGCUUUUACCGGUGAGUCUUCAGAAUACCCAAUUUGGCUCGGAUGGUAAGAAUCUGCCACAAAAAAGUUUGAGUAAGUCAAAAUCUAGUUCUGCUCCUUACAAAAAAACUGCAAAAAUUAUGUCAAGAUCAUCUAGUGUGAAUUUGGUGAGAACAUUAACGAAGACUCUUAGUUUUAAGCAAAGUAGAAUUUGUCCGAGAAAACCUACGGCAAUAGUGCUGCGUGCAGAUAUUAGUGCACCAUACAGAGCUACCUGCUCUUCAACUUUGAAAGAUUCCAAGUUCCCUGAACACCUCAUGCUUAAUACUGGAGGCAGUGAGUCAGAGGGAGCUUUGAUAAUGAAGGUUUGCCCAUAUAUAUAUUGUUCUCUCAAUGGAAAUCACCAUCCUCCAGAAAAGAGGCGCUUUUUCAAGACUCGGAAAAGUAUAAAGCUGGAAGGUUCUGAAAAAUUGAAGGUGCCUUGUGAGACAAGGAACGAUUUUGAUAUUGAGCCGAUUGUCUUUGAUGGAAAACCUGCAUGCGAUGAAGCUGAUAGGGGUAAUCCAUCAAGCAUUACCUUAAUACGAGAAAUUGGUAUAGAUUUCUCUUUUCAAGUCAAUGACAAGGAACGGGAAAAAGCAUACAAAAUGGGAAGAUCAGACGCUGUCAAAAACCUUGAGGAUCAAGAAGGUAUCAAGUUUGCAAUGGAGGGGAAUGGAAACAUAGCAGAAGAGGAAGGUGUCUAUCUAGUAAAUCCUUAUGUGCCUUGUGAUCUCACCAAGUCUGAGAUCAAUCCCAAGGUGGAAUUCAAAAACUACUUCGACGGUUCUGAAAUUGAAGCCGAAACCAAGGAAAGUUUUCACCAAAAACUAAACGCAGAAGAUUCAGACAAAAACCACCCACCUAACUGGUUUUAUGAAGGAAUAUGUACUGGAACCUACACCCAUGAGGUUAGCUAUGAUGAAGAACUCAUGGAAAAUAUUGAAUUGGAUGAUUCUAAUUCCCAAGGUAAAGAAGAGAAAAACACAUCUUUUGAUGCACAACCUCGUGAUACAAAAUUUGUCCAAGAAAGCUCAAGUGAAAGCAUACAGGCUGAUUAUCCGUCCAACGGCACUGAUCAUGAGUAUGACCUACAGUAUUUGAAAGAGGAAGAAUUUCAGUUUCUGACAAACAUAGAAGAUAAUGUUCGAGAAAUUGAAAAGCAUGUGGAUAAUGGGGCCAGUUGCACCUCAAUGGUACUUGAAGAAGAUACAGUUCACAAUCGUGAAGCUCACAAGAUCAGUGAAACUCACAUGAUUGAAGAGAGUCGUGAAGAUAGCAACACAAACCUAGAGAAUAAUGCUAAAGAAAUUAGCCAAAUGAACCAAAUUCUCUCAUCUGAUCUGCCUGGAGAAAGCUCCAUUAUAGCUCAGGACCACAAAUUACUGGAGGAAGAUCUAGUUACUGCCACUAAGUUCCAGACGAUAUGCUGCAAAGGUGGUGAAGGGCAGAACACAAGCAAUAAUUGGCAAUCGCUAGCUAAGAACAAGAGAAUUAUUCAAGAUGAUGAGGAAAUGAGAAUGAUCAAACCAAGAAAGCCAAAUUUCCUGCCCUUGGUUCCUGAUCCAAAACCAGAAAAGGUUGAACUGAGGCACCAAAUGAUAGACGAUAGAAAAAAUGCUGAGGAAUGGAUGCUUGAUUUUUCACUCAGACAAGCUGUUACAAAACUUGCUCCAGCCAGGAAAAAGAAGGUUCCAUUGCUUGUUGAAGCUUUUGAAACAGUAAUGUCAACGUCCUAA